AUGAGGAAGUGAAUGAAACACUUGAAAUUGAAACUAAAUUGAAAGCUCAAUAGCAGGUUGCCACACAGCUGGCAUACUAGAGGUUCUCACUUUUCUUUCAAGUUUUUCAAGUAUUUCAAGUAAUUUAAGGCACCAUGGAUGAAUAUCGACACCCAUUACUCUUUGAAGCAAAAGAGCUUACAGACAAAGAGAUGAAAAUCAUCUGGAGAUACUUUCAGAAACAAAGAAAUUCUGAUGGGGGUGACUGCGGAAUGAUAAAAAAGGUUGGAGACAACACUUAUCAAAUCUGUUUCAAGGAAAAAAAAGUCCAGGAGAGAGUUUUGCAAAAAAAAGAACACAUCAUCUCUCUUCCUUGUCGAGAGCUGCAUCUGACUGUGACCCUAUCCAAAUCUCACAAUCCCAAAUCCACUGAUCAGACACCUGCCACUUCACAGACAUCCACAAAGGCAAACACAAAAGGGCUUGAGAAGACUUUCAAGCUAGACAUUUACCUCCUGUAUUACCUACGAGACAACCCUAAAGCAUGUAAAGUGUUACAGAAACAACUCUCUUCUAUUGGCUGCACACUGGAAUUACAUUUUGAUGAAGAGGAAGCAGUGAUUAGAGGGGAUAUUGAGAAGGGACCUGGAGGGGCUUGUGGUGCUGGAGAGAAAUGGGAGAUGCCAGGUGGAUCAGGUCUUCACCAAUCUUAAUGAGAGCUACCUCUGCCAUCAUGUGGUUGAGCGAAAACAAAUCAAAAUGCUACAGCAGGACCAAUCUUUUGAGACUGAUGAUAUCAAAGUGUACGCAGAGAUUGGUUAUUCUGUGAUUGUUGGAGCAGCUGACGCUGUGAAGGAGAGGAUUGCAAUCCUGGAAAAGAGCCUGCCAACCCGGAAGGAACUGCCAGUUGUGGAGAAGAACCUCAAACUGGUAGAAGAAGAGUUCAGACGAGAAAUGUCUGCACAAUACCCAGAAGUUAAAAUCCACAUAGGUAAUAACAUCAUCAUCCUGGAGGGACCUGAUAAGAAGGUUCAGUCAGGAGUUACAAAAGUUGAUGAGCUGAUGAAAAAGGUAUUGAAGAAAAGAGUUAAGCUCCCUGAAGAUUUAAUGUCCUUCAUAAAAACUAGUGGUACCAUCUCCAAGUACCAGAAUCGCUUCCAACAGAGCCUCAGAAAUCCUGUUUCCCUAGAGGCGGAAUCAGACUUUGUUCUGUCCAGUUUGUCUUCUGGUGCCCUGGAUGAGGCCUCGGCAGCAGUGGAGAGAGAUCUAAGUGUGGACACUGUGCAGCUGCAGGGAGCUGCAGCUGUUCCACCAGAUCUGGAUAGAGUGAAGGACAUCCUCAACAAAGCAAAGAACGAGGCAAACUGUCAAGACUUCAGAGUGGAUGUCAGCUUCAUCCCAGGAGCCAGUGGAACCGCUGCGACGAAAGUACGACUGGUAGGCUACACUGAAAAUGUGAACAAGCUGAAAGAAGUUCUGCAUGACUACCAGAUGAACCAGGUUGGGACACAAGAAGUGCUGAACCUACCACAUCCUGAACUGGUUGACUGUUUUGAUAAAAUCAUAGACCUGAUCGGGAUGAAGCAGACUAAAGUGACAAUAAAAACUUCACCUUUCCCAUAUCCUUGUGUGCUUGUAUCUGGGCCCCGCUGCCUGGUCAAGGAAGUUCAGACAGACUUAAACGCAACUCUAGCCAGUUUGACAUUAGAGAUGCUGGUCCUAGAUGGACCAGGAGUGCAAUGGUACUUCCAGAGAAAAGGUAAAGAAAGCAAAGAAGAGGUAGAACAAUCCUUGCAGGUCCUCAUCAUGGAACAGCAACAUUCUCAGAGUACGGAAACAGUCUCAAAUUUGUACACAGAACCACAAUACAGCAGCAUCCCCAGCCUCGGCAUGUCCACCAGAUGGCAACACAACACUACAAGCAGCACAACAAGCAGCACAACAUGCAGCACAACAAAUACAACAACAGUCUCAGUCAAACAAACAAUCCUGAAGAUCAAGCUUGGCAAUUUGGUGGAUGAGCAGGUGAAUGUGCUGGUGGCCCCCAUGAUCAACAAAAAGCUUACGUCUACUAAAAUUGGUAAAUGUCUGAAAGAGGUGGGGAGUGCAAUGGAAAAAAACUUUGACCAGAUGGCAAAGAAGUGGAGCCUCUCCAGUGAUUGUGUUAUGCAAGUUGAUGCACCUCCAUCUCUGGGCUGCUCCAAGAUCUUCUUCAUUGAAUGCCUGCCAUGGGAUGGGGUCAGGGGGAAGAGCAAGCAGGCUCUUAGGAAUGGGCUGAAAAGGUGCUUGGACCUGUGUGUACAGCAGGGCUGGUCCUCAGUUGCCUUGCCAGUCAUCGGACCUGGAGUGGCUUUAAAAUACCCUUUGAGAGAAGCCAUUGAAGUUCUAACUGAAAACAUUCACCAGUUUGGAUUAUCUGCAUCCUCUGGUUCUCUCUCCACCAUCCAUGUUGUCAUUAAACCAGGCUACCCUGACUCUGAAGAGAGUUACCAUGAUAUCUACAGACAUCUCAGUUUGAACAUGAACCAGGGAAGCCAAGCAAUCUUCAAGCCCCUCACCAGUGACCUUGAUGACGUCACCAUAACACUGGGAGGUGGGGUUAAACUACAACUGGUGUUUGGUGACAUCACUAAUGAGACUACAGAUGCGAUCGUGAACACGACCGACUUCGUUAACAUUCAGAACGAUGGUGUGUGCAAAGACAUCUUAACUGUGGCUGGCCCCCAAGUGGAGGCUCAACUGAAAAACGCAAAAGUGAACAGAGGAGAGGUUUUUGAAACCCAGCCCGGAUCAUUCCCUUGUAAAGCCAUCUUACAUGUGUGCGGUGAAAAGGACACAGGCAUCAUCGAACAACUGGUGUGUCGCAUUAUUCAACUUUGUGAAUCUUCUGGAUACAAGUCUGUGGCCAUUCCUGCCAUCUGUGCUGGAGCCGGCGGGAUGGACCCUGGUGUUGUUGCGAGUGCAAUCCUCCGAGGGGUAAAUACUGCCACAUCGUCUGCUCCCCUCUUCUAUCUCACUGACAUCCGCCUUGUCCUGAUUAAGAUCAAUGUCUUCUUGGAAUUCAAAGAGGAGGCAACACAAAUGUUCUCCACUGCUGUAGUCAACAGAGUGACAGUACCUCAGCUGCCUCAAGUACAACAACAGCCACCAAGGUCUCUGAAUGCAGAUCUAAGCAGCCUUCAUGUCAGCUCCAUGAAUCAGCAGUCCAUCUUCCUGUUCUUGGGUAUUUGCAGCAAAACUGUUGUUGAUGCCAUGGCAAAGCUGAAGGAUCUGUAUCAGGCUCAGUGCUCCUCAGAAACCUUCUCAAAGGAGCAGCUGGAAAGCCUCACCCAGGAUGACAUUAAGGAUCUGAACCAGCUGAUGGAGACUGAGGGUCUGUACAUGAAGAGGGACUGGGGUGGCCAGGGAAGCUUAAUGGUGACUGGGUUAAAAGAUGGGGUCAACCAGGUGAUACAGAUGAUUAAUGCGGCUGUGCAUGGCAACCUCAGGAGAGAGGUGAGAAUCAAGGAGGAGGAGGACUUGUACAACCGAGUGGCUUGGUGCAUCCUGGGAUCUAACGGCAACUGGGAGAGACUCCCCAAAACGGCCAAUCACAACCUGGAAAAAAAUGAUAUUGCAGGAGGAAUAAUGGACGCACAGGGCACCAAGUGGAGCGUGGAUCCACAGAGGACAAAGGCCCAAAGACAAGUAACUGGACAGACGGCAGAGCUCAAACGACUUCAGAAUCUGCCAGACUUCACUCUCCCCCUGAACUGGGACAACAUGGCUGCAGGGGGAGAUAUGAAGAUGGUUGCAUUGCAGCCUUCCUCUGCAGAGUACCGGUCAGUGAAGGAGGCCUUCAAACGAACUGUCCACAAGACUGUAAUGAAGAUCGAGCGUGUGCAGAACGUCCAUCAGCGCCGGGCCUACGAAGCUCGGAAGAAGCAAAUUUCUGACAAGAACGCGCAGAGGGGUGGUGCAGGUGAAAAGCUUCUGUACCACGGGACAACGCAGGACAACUGUGACUCCAUCUUGAAAACUGGGUUCAACAGGAGCUUUGCUGGGCAAAAUGCCACUGCAUAUGGUCAUGGAACCUACUUUGCCGUAAACGCCAGCUACUCAGCCCACCCCACCUACUCCAGGCCAGCUGCCGAUGGCUCUCAAUUAAUGUUCGUGGCUCGAGUCCUGACUGGACUCUACACUCAGGGUCAAAGCAGCAUGAGGGUGCCUCCGCCUCUCAACGACCAGCAGCCUCAUGACCGCUACGACAGCGUGGUGGACAAAUUAGACAACCCCAGCAUGUAUGUUGUGUUCCAUGACAACCAAGCAUACCCGGACUACCUCAUCACCUUCAAGUGACUGUGAGGGAAAGUUUUGGUAUUUUCCACUGUGCAGUGUCCUAAGUGUAGAAAAAUACAGGUAUGUUUUUAGGUAUGUUUACUCAGAGUUAUAGUGUAAAUAGAUUCAAAAUGAAAUAUGUCAUAAAUAUGUUUGAAUAUCAGAAUUAGUCUCCAGUUUAAGUCAAAACUGAGGCCAUAAAGUUUUCUACACAAACUUGAUAUUAGCUGCUUGAGUACCUGUAGGGUACAAAGUUUUACAUAAAUGAUGUGAUGUGCAAUAUACUGUUUAGAGAUAGUUAAUGAUUCAUUUUCAUCUUAUUCUGAUGAAUUAUGAAGAAUGAUUUGAAAGCCAUAUCUAUUCCAAUCUAGCAUUAAUAAAAUAUGGUGCCACUGUGAGAGAUUUAGACGUCAUUUCUAAUAAGUAAAAAUGGCAAGAUGAAAUCCAAGUAUCACCACUGACUCACGUGUCACAAAAUUAUGCAGUUGUCAAUCUUUUAUUUGGUUGAUAUUUGUACUUUAAAGGAAGAAGAAAAAGAUGAUUUAUGUAAAGAUUUGUGUAAGAUAGAGGUGAAGGUAAAGAGGUGAAAGAGCACUUUACUCUGAUAAAAAUAUUGAUGUUUAAAUUUCAAUGUUGUAUAGUGUGGGUUAAUUUAGAAAAUAGUUCAAAUGGUAAAGUUAAAGCUGCAUAGAUCACUAUUUUGUUCAUUAAAUGAAACAUCUCAUAUUCAGAGAGAAUAAUCAGCCAACUCUACAGCUCCACAGAGAUUUUUAACCACUUUUAGCUCGUUGUUUUAAUUGUAUGGCAGAUUUACUGUUUGGUUCACUGUCACUGACCCAAUUAACCCUGUUUCUACUCACGCAAAAAGCUUUUCUUAUAGGACAGAUAAUUUUCUCAGGAGUUGGUGGAAACACAAACUGAUUAAACACAAAUGUGUAUAUUUGGAUAAAAUCAGGAGACCAGAAAACAACUCCAGAGGGAUGAUGAUGUUGCUCUUUGUCUGCUGGAGUCUUGAGUGGGCAAUGUCUGCAUGCUAACCCUAUCAACUCUACAUGUCAGGGCUGUAUGUGUAUGUCAGACUCUUUUUUUGGGGCAAUUCUGCCCACUAGUGGUAAAAAGUGAUUACUGCAGCUUUAAAAUAGAAAUACUCCUGUAUUUUUUUAUACUUUUGAGCUAAAAACUUUAGAUUUUCAAAUGGUCAAAAAGACAAAACAAUAAAAAACACUGAGAUAA
Molecule: messenger RNA, 5529 nt
Organism: Lates calcarifer (barramundi perch)
Lineage: Eukaryota; Metazoa; Chordata; Actinopteri; Centropomidae
Product: protein mono-ADP-ribosyltransferase PARP14
Exons: 14
Coding region: 739-4317 (1192 amino acids)
Biological process (GO): negative regulation of gene expression
Cellular component (GO): nucleus; cytoplasm
Molecular function (GO): transcription corepressor activity; NAD+ poly-ADP-ribosyltransferase activity
Source: RefSeq, a predicted model, not a curated record